AUGCCUAUUGCAAACGGCGAUGUCGCCGUCAAUGGCCCAUCCCUGAAUCGCAACGUCGAAAAACUCGAUUAUCGCAAAGCCGUCGAAGUCCUCAAGUCCGACUAUCAGUCCCAGGAUGGCCUCGAUGUUCACACCCUCCUGGACUCGGCCAAGAAUGGGGCGCUGACAUACAAUGACUUCCUCAUUCUGCCGGGAUACAUUGGCUUCGCUGCUUCCGAAGUGACUCUCGAUUCGCCCGUGACCAAGCGUAUCUCCCUCAAGACUCCUCUUCUCUCUUCUCCGAUGGACACUGUGACAGAAGACUCUAUGGCCAUUCACAUGGCCCUGUUGGGAGGUCUCGGUGUCAUCCAUCACAAUUGUUCGGCGGAGGACCAAGCAGACAUGGUUCGGAAAGUCAAGAGAUACGAGAACGGUUUCAUAUCUGAGCCCGUCGUUCUCUCGCCCAAGACCACUGUGGGAGAAGCGAAAGAACUGAAAGAGAAAUGGGGAUUCGGAGGGUUCCCAGUCACUGAGACUGGUCAACUCAAGUCCAAGCUCAUUGGCAUCGUUACGACCCGAGACAUCCAGUUCCAUCCUCGCCCGGACGAUCUGGUCACGGAAGUCAUGUCAAAAGACUUGAUCACUGCUCCUGCUGGAACAACUCUGGCCGAGGCUAACGCAGUUCUUCGUGAUUCGCGCAAGGGCAAGCUGCCUAUUGUGGACAGCAACGGUAACCUCAUCUCUCUGCUAUCACGAUCGGAUCUCCUGAAGAACCUAAAUUUCCCUCUGGCCUCGAAACUGCCUCAUUCCAAGCAGCUUAUUGCUGCUGCCGCCAUUGGCACCAGACCAGAUGACAAAAUCCGAUUGCAGAAACUAGUUGACGCCGGUCUCGACAUUGUGAUCCUUGACAGCAGUCAAGGAAACAGCAUGUACCAGAUUGAGAUGGUCAAGUACAUCAAGGAGAAAUACCCGGAACUCGACGUGGUCGCUGGAAAUGUCGUGACUCGCGAGCAAGCAGCCAACCUCAUUGCUGCUGGUGCCGAUGGCUUGAGAAUUGGCAUGGGCAGCGGCAGCGCAUGCAUCACCCAAGAAGUCAUGGCAGUCGGCCGUCCUCAAGCAGCGUCAGUCUUCGCCGUGGCCUCGUUUGCAUCCCGGUUUGGGGUUCCCUGCAUUGCUGACGGUGGCAUUCAAAACGUCGGCCACAUCGUCAAGGGACUCGCCAUGGGGGCUUCCACCGUGAUGAUGGGUGGUCUCUUGGCCGGUACCACCGAGUCCCCAGGAAACUACUUUGUCAGCCGUGAAGGUAAGCUCGUCAAGGCCUAUCGAGGAAUGGGCAGCAUCGAUGCUAUGGAAGACAAGAAGGCCGGCGGUGGAGGCAAGGAUUCCAAGGCCAGCAAUGCCGGCACGGCCAGAUACUUCUCUGAGGGUGAUAGACUAUUGGUCGCUCAAGGUGUCUCUGGUGCAGUCCCCGACCGAGGCACGGUGACCAAAUUCGUGCCCUACUUGCUGGCCGGCCUGCAGCACUCUCUCCAAGACAUUGGAAUCAAGAGUCUGACGGAACUUCGAGAGAGCGUCGUCAGCGGUAAAGUGCGCUUCGAACUCCGAACGGUCAGCGGGCAAGCUGAGGGCAAUGUUCACGGUCUGGACAGCUUCGACAAGAAGCUUUACUCUUGA
This is a messenger RNA of Capronia coronata CBS 617.96, 1653 nucleotides long. Its product is annotated as inosine-5'-monophosphate dehydrogenase. The transcript has 3 exons. Gene Ontology annotation, molecular function: IMP dehydrogenase activity. Gene Ontology annotation, biological process: GTP biosynthetic process. The coding region runs from base 1 to 1653 and encodes 550 amino acids. Gene Ontology annotation, cellular component: cytoplasm. NCBI's taxonomy places the organism in Eukaryota, Fungi, Ascomycota, Eurotiomycetes, Chaetothyriales, Herpotrichiellaceae. The record is from RefSeq and is a predicted model, not a curated record.